GUGUUGCGUCCCUCUCUGGGCCCCGCCUCCCAUGAACGUCAAGUGGAAUGGAGUUCACGUGACCGGAAACGAAGUGUCCCCUGAAGAGAAAGAGCAGCAGCGGUAGGGGCAGGAGGAGCAGGAGGUGCGAGUGUUGGCUGCGCUGUUUGCUCGGGCACCUGGAGUCUUCUAUCCGCACAGUUGUCAUGUGAUCUCCAGAUCCCGCCGCUGAGAUGCUUUCGUCUCUCACCUCGGAGAAUGCCCAGGAGCCCAAAGAGGUGAAGCAGAGAAUAACCAAGAAGUUGGCCACUUCUCUCCGAGCUCUCCAGAUCCGUUAUGUGACUACGGAUGACGUGGUCACCAGCGAUGAUGACGAUGCGAAUGCUCUGUGCGUGGCGCUCGAAGCAGUGUUCAUUCAUGGGCUGAAACCAAAAUUCAUCAAAGCCCAGACGGAUAAGAGGAACAGGAGAUAUAAAGGUCGUCAUGUACCCCUGCCCCAGCCUGCCUACUGGGCACUGCUGAAGGCUGUAACGCACCGCAAUGUGAUUACAGAACUGGAGAGGGUGAGUUACAUUAACACUGAUGUAGGCCGCUGCCGCUCGUGGUUGCGUCUGGCGCUUAACGACUGUCUAAUGGAAUGUUAUUUCAUCUCCUUGCAACGAGAGAAGUCAUGGCUUACCGAGUAUUACCAGCCUUUUGCCUUGCUGCUGGAUGCUGAAGAUUGUGACGUGGUGCUUAGCUACUUGCAAGGGUUUGCUUCUUUGACUUUCUCUCUUUCAUAUAAAUCAUCCAUUUUAAACGAAUGGACAGCCACCCCGCUGUCAUUAGCUGGGCUCUGGCUUGAUGACUCUGACCGCUUUACAAAUGGACAAUAUGAAACCCACAGAAGGAAAUCGCUGGACUCUGUGUCUCAGUCAUCCAGUUCGGAUGAUACAAACAGCUCUUUGUUAAGUGAAAGCAAAGGCAAAAUGGAUUCCCCCCUAAACCUUGACACAAACAGCGCUUCCUUACAGUUCUCUUCCAGUCUUAGCUCUGAGGGGCUGCUUCAUAAUCGGACCACCUCAAGUGGUAUCCACUCUGGUUCUGAAAACUCUUCUUGUGAUGCUGACUCAGCUGAGAUGGAGGAAUCUGAUAAAUCUCAUGCAGAGGAAUCUGAAUUUGAUGUCUCUCUGCUGUCUGGAAGAAACUCCCCCACGGUGUUUCUACCUACGCCCCACUCGGGAGAGGUCGUAUCUCAGCCAGAGAAAACUACCCCACAGGGCAUCAAAUGUCAAGGGGAAUUGGAUGUUAAAGAAACUCCACUGACAGAAUGUGCAAUAAAAGCAGAUUUAAUAACACCCCCUGCAAGCAUUAAAGCUCCUUCUUCAAGCCUUUGCACAAGAAGUGACAAGCCUUCCGCUCCUCCAGAGCAACCUAAUCCUGUUAUUUGCCAAAACCCCACUACUGAGGAAAGUCACAGAGGCCCAACAUUUAAAACAAGCCCUGAAAAUGAUGCACAUGAGAACCAGAUUGAUAAGCUUCCUCAAGCUGCACAAAUUAAUGACCAGGCUGAUGGCUGUAUUUAUGAUAAGGGCUGCUCUCAGGCACUGGAGGCUCCUCCUGCCUCCUUGGCCUCUGUGACUUCUGUAAGUAAGGAUAAGUCUGGGGUUUGUCUGUCUGUCCCAGAGCAUCCUAUUGUGGCUGAACUACCUAAAAGCCGAAGUUGGAUUUCUGAAGAUGAUUUCCAGAGGCCCGAACUUUCCCUUCCAACAGAAUCAACCCUGUCUGCACCCUCCAUUCCCUCACAGCCCCCCAGCAGUGAAAUCUCUGACCUCAGCCAAGUCAAUAAAGCUUUUAAUGUUGUUCACCGAAGGCAAAUUGGCCUCUCCAACCCUUUCCGUGGUCUCCUAAUGAUGGGAGACCUCGAGAGAAGAGCCUUGGGGAUGUAUAAAAGCUUUUACUGCGAGCUGACUCCCAUAGAGUUUCGCAUGUUCCUGAAAGGAGAGGACCGAGUCUGUUUGGAGAAUUGCACCCUGAUACGAUGCGAAUCUGUUGGCCCAGUGCAGAGUGAUGGCCGCUUUGAUUUAAAUUUUCCAGCGAAAAGGUUCCAUUUGCGAGCCCCCUCAAGGGAUGAGGCUCAAGACUGGGUUGACAGGAUACGGGAAGCCUUACAAAAAUGCCGCCCUCAGAAGGAUGACACGUGGGAAGUUUUACAGUUCCCAGACCCUCCCAAAACAGGCCAGGAAAGCCCGCUCCUGUCUCCUCAAAGGAGCCCAUCAUCUCCUGUUGGAAGCAUAAAGACUGAGUCAUUUGAUUGGGUCUGUCCAUUGAAAUUGGAGCCUGAUGCAUUAAAAGAGUCUGUGUUGUACAUGAAGAUGGAUAAAAAAUGGACGCGCUGCAUUUUCUCCUUAACAGAAAGGGAGCUGAGGUGUUACUUAGCCAAGAACUCUGAGAAAGUUUUACACAACAUAUUUGGUAUUGAGAUGGUGAGAGACAUUCUGCCUGAUGCCAGUCUCGGAAGCCCAUCCUGCUUCAAACUGGUCACGUCCAAAGGUUCUCUGCAACUGCAGGCUGAGAGCUCUAGCGAGGCCAAACACUGGAGGGAGAUGGUGCGAGAUGUUUACUUGGAACUGGCAGAUGAGCUGGCAUUACUGGCGGGCACUGCUAGCUUCCCGAUAAAGUCCCACAUCCGGGGGCAUGCACUGUUUCAGUACUUGUUGUACAUUCCCUCUGAGAAAGGCUUAGACUCCCAGAACUUUAAAUGUGCAGCUUGCCACAAACAGAUUGGUUUUCAGUUUGGAAAGGCCAAACAUUGCGCUUAUUCAGCACUUUACUACUGUGAGUGGUGCCAUCAGGAUGAGGGCUCCGUCAUUCCUUCAAGAAUGGUGCACAACUGGGACCUCACAGAGCAAGCCGUAUCGAGACCAGCAUUAAAAUUCCUCAAUAUGGUGCUCAAUGAACCAAUCAUAAAUGUGCCGUCUGUCAAUAGCGGCCUGUAUCAGCACUCGCACACUAUGCACAAUAUCAGCCACAGCCGAGAGAAACUGAGGCUCCUGGCAGAAUACCUGCAGACCUGUCGUAGUGGAGCAUUUCAGGAACUAAGCAAGAGCCUGGAUAACCGCACCUACCUACUGGAUUGUGCACACACCUAUAGUGUCCAGGAUUUCAGGCAGAUUGCCAACGGGGAAUUCGAACUGUUUCUGGGAGCCGCUGUGGAUUUGGCCACCAAGCAUGUGUAUGAUUGUGAUCUUUGCAGCCAAAAAGGUUUUAUCUGCCAAAUCUGCAACCAGGAUGAGAUCAUUUACCCCUUCCAGUUUGAAACGACCACCAGAUGCGGAGACUGUAAAUCUGUCUUCCACAUACCAUGCAAAGCGGAAGUGAAACAGUGUCCUCGCUGCCUAAGGAGAAAAAAGUACCAGGUUCAAGGUGUAAAUAUGUAAAUAUAUAUAUAUAUAACAAGGAGAAGACGGACUGUGCCCUUGUGGUGCUCAUCAGACCAGUUUCCCUGAACUGCAGCUGAAAUGACUUCAGGUUCUUUCAUUCAUUGGCCAUUGUGUUCCGCACAAAAAAUGCCCCCCGGUAGCAGCAGCAGAGAACCCCCUGAUGCCCUUUGCUGUUGUGAAGGGAGUUCUAGCACUUUUCAUGCAGUAACGGAAGCAAUGGCUUCAUUAACUCUGCUUACCCGUGACAAGGUAUAUGGUUCAAGUGCAAUGUAUACCACGUGCAUACUGCGCACUAAACCUCUAGGACUGCUGAAGGAUCUAAAGCAGACUUGUUCCGCCCCUCGCAAUGCUGACGUCACUUUGGAGACUGACUGUGUAUAACAUAUAUAUUUAAGUAUAUACUGUUCCAUCAGUGGCCGGUUUCUGCUGAAGCUGCUAACUCAACAGAACCUUGUCUGCUUUCAGAGGAAGUGGUUUGACUGUUCAACAGUGUGGAUUUAAUAUUGGUUUCUUUUAAUCUGGUAUUUCACACAGCACCAGGUUGCUUUCAGUUUGGGGCUCUCAAGUACAAUUUCACUACCAUGGUUUGCACUGCAGCAUCUCCAUUUAUUGUUUUUAUACAGUCUCAUAUUAACAUGGCGCAGUGAUAAACGCAGAUGGCUUACAGCCUAUGGCACAGUAGAUGGUGGGAUUUUCUCCGUUCGUAUUCUAUGUUUCUUUACUAUGGGAAGCCCUGCAUAGCCUGUAGCUACUGCAACUUUUUGGGUUAGACUCACUGGCCAAGACUUACAUGACGGUUCCUGGUUUAUUUAACAGGAGAAAAAUAGCAGCAACCAAACCACCUAGUAUAUCUUAGGCCUAGUCUGCACCUCAAGAUCUAUUGGCAAUAACAUAGAAACAGCUUUGUUUAAAUUGUACAUUAAUAUAGGUUUUAUUUGUCAAAGGUUCAGAAAACUCUACCUUCAUGUUUUUUUCAUGUUUUUUGGUGCUGUUAUCACUUUGGAAAUCGGACAUAUAGCGACAAACAGGCAGGAUGUGUGUUUUUGCGUUUAAAAAUCAGAAUCACAUGUACUUUUAAAGGAGAACUAAAAGUCUAAAGAUUAGUAUUGAGUAAUGUAUGUAUUUUAUAUAGUGGACUUACAGUGCCAGCCCAGAGGCUCAGCAGUCCUGUAACAGUAAUGAUCCAGGCCUUCGAAGUUGUCCAUGGCACCUCCCCAUCUUGGAUUAAUUUUGAGUGCCAGUGCACUGCACAUGCUCAGUGGGCUCUGGGCAGCUUUUGAAAAGCUAAGCUUAGGGGCUGUCAGAAACAGUCAAAGAAAAUGAGCAUUGUCGAUCACAGAGCCUAUUGGUAAUGGGGGCAUCUUCACUGCUGAAGGACUGGCCUUGGGCUGCAACAGAAGCUCAAAAUUUAUUGCCUAUUUUUUUUUUUUAGGUUUAUUUGUUCUUCGGUUUGUUUGACAUUACGCUACACUUUAUUCUACAGAUAACCAUGUGCUUUUUCUCUCCGAUGGUCUGCCUUUUAGAGAAACCAGUCAUAGCCAAGAAUGACAUAUCUUGACCUUUAGAGCGCUCUUGCCAAGUUAGGGCCGCUGCUGCCAUGUUCUGCACGGGGCAGUUUAACUGUUUCGUCGUAGAUUUUGGAAAUAAGUUACAUUUUACCAUUCUACUGAUAAAAAAAGUGUAUUUUUAGCAUUGGGUAUUUUUGUACAUGAUCUCACUGAAUGUUGCCUCCAUGUACAGAAGUGUCUCGGCCGAUCCACUUUGAAUUCCGACCAUGUGCCUUUCUGUGGAUUCAUUGGCAGAGGUACAUCCGAGAUAUCGACAUCUUUCUGGAGUAAGCAGUUGGCUUACUAAGGAUGCUGGGAGAUGUAGUUCACUACAUUUGGCACUGCACAUCUGUCAUCCCCUUCUGCCUCCUCUUACACAGGGUAACUCUGCCAUUCCCAUCUGUUUGUGCCAAAUCAUGUCCAGCAUUCAUAUACUUUUUAUUAACCCUAAUGUUUAUGUCUUGUAUCUAAAUUAUUCUUUAAAAUAAAAUCUAAAGCUUCAUAAACUUUUUAAA
Molecule: messenger RNA, 5463 nt
Organism: Xenopus tropicalis (tropical clawed frog)
Lineage: Eukaryota; Metazoa; Chordata; Amphibia; Anura; Pipidae
Gene: plekhm1
Product: pleckstrin homology and RUN domain containing M1
Exons: 12
Coding region: 213-3398 (1061 amino acids)
Cellular component (GO): late endosome; lysosomal membrane
Source: RefSeq, a predicted model, not a curated record